AGCGUGUUCAUGCUUUCAAGCCACGUAUCCCACGCUUGCAAAGGAAGAAGAACAUGGCAGGUCUGCAAAGGUUUGUUCUGUCGGUGGCGCUUGUUCUGACGGCCUGCUGGGCUGCCGAGGACCAGAAGGAUGAGAUCUGCUUCCAGCAGCCACAGAGGGGCACGCUGUACCCGGGCAUGCAGUGGCCAGGAUCCACCGAGCACGCGCUCACAGGCAGCAAGGCACAGAUCUCCAAGCCUGCCCCAGACUUCCAAGGCACGGCAGUGGUGAACGGGAAGUUUGAGGAGAUCAAGCUGUCAGACUACAAGGGGAAAUACCUCGUCUUCUUCUUCUACCCUCUUGACUUCACCUUUGUGUGCCCGACUGAGAUUAUCGCCUUCAACGAGCGCGUGGAAGAGUUCCGCAAGGUCAACACGGAGGUGGUGGGCGUGUCAGUGGACUCCCAGUUCACGCAUCUUGCAUGGAUCAACACCCCCCGUAAGGCGGGUGGACUCGGCCCGAUGAACUUUCCCCUCCUGUCCGACCUCACGCACAAGAUCUCUCGAGACUACGGUGUGCUGCUGGAGGAUGUGGGACACACACUCAGGGGAUUGUUCAUUAUUGAUGACAAAGGGAUCCUGCGGCAGAUCACCAUGAACGACCUUCCCGUGGGGCGCUCUGUGGACGAGACGCUGCGAUUGGUCCAGGCAUUCCAGUACACCGACCAACACGGAGAAGUUUGCCCCGCUGGCUGGACACCAGGCGCUGACACUAUCAUUCCAAACCCCAAUGACAAGCUGAAGUACUUUGAAAAGGCGAACAAGGACUUGUGAAGAAGCACCACCUUGCAACUCUUUACCGUAUUGCAGCUCAUCUAGAAAUAGAGGGCAUUAUUUACAAAAACUUAAAGUGUAUCAAACUCCUUGCUGUUUUUUUUUUUUUUUAAUGUUUGGGCUGAUACUGUUAGCAUAAACUGGGAGCUGGAAAUAUGUUGGGGAAAUAGAAAUGAUAGAUGAAAUCAUUUUUUAAGAUCUAGGGUGUUUCUUUUUUUGUCAUCGUAACAUUUCCAAUAGUGUGCAAAUAUGGGAUCUACGGUAUGUUGGUUGCUGCCCGCUAUGCAAUUUUCAGCAUUGGCAAAAGUGGAGAAACCUGAUGAAUUAUAGCCACAUGUGUUACUAUCAGGUUGAGAUGAGUUUAUUACAUGGUGUUGGUUAUCAAUGUCUUUAUUCUAGCCUGGGGCUCAAUCUUUUUCUUUCUCGCACCAUCAAUAGCAAGGGAUAUUGAGCAAGAAGUUACUAUGGAAGAUGGUACCCAGGCUACUAUUAUGUUUACUCUGCUCUAUAAUGGGAAAAAA
Branchiostoma floridae (Florida lancelet) is the source of this 1333-nucleotide messenger RNA. RefSeq names its product peroxiredoxin-2-like. The transcript has 7 exons. Gene Ontology annotation, cellular component: endoplasmic reticulum; cytosol. The record is from RefSeq and is a predicted model, not a curated record. Gene Ontology annotation, molecular function: thioredoxin peroxidase activity. Gene Ontology annotation, biological process: hydrogen peroxide catabolic process; response to oxidative stress; cell redox homeostasis. Bases 54 to 812 code for a protein of 252 amino acids. Lineage: Eukaryota; Metazoa; Chordata; Leptocardii; Amphioxiformes; Branchiostomatidae.